Molecule: messenger RNA, 2887 nt
Organism: Trichechus manatus latirostris (Florida manatee)
Lineage: Eukaryota; Metazoa; Chordata; Mammalia; Sirenia; Trichechidae
Gene: GNRH1
Product: gonadotropin releasing hormone 1
Exons: 3
Coding region: 172-462 (96 amino acids)
Biological process (GO): multicellular organism development
Cellular component (GO): extracellular region
Molecular function (GO): gonadotropin-releasing hormone receptor binding; gonadotropin hormone-releasing hormone activity
Source: RefSeq, a predicted model, not a curated record
GGAACUCAAGGCAUGCAAGUGGCUGUCUCUGUGUUUCAGUGUCCUUGUCUGAAAUUUGUAGAUGAUUCUUACAUCAUCUGCAGGAUUAGGGGAUACAAAGAUUAGGCUUUUCACUAAUGAGGUCUUUGUUUUUUACUCAACCCAGUCUGGGUCUAUUUUGAUAGCACGUUGAUGUUCCUUAGAAUGGAGCCGAUUCCAAAACUCCUAGUUGGACUUAUUCUGCUGACUUUAUGUGUGGUGGGCAGCUCCAGCCAACACUGGUCCUAUGGAUUGCGCCCUGGAGGAAAGAGAAAUGCUGAAAAUUUAAUUGAUUCUUUCCAAGAGAUAGCUAAAGAGGUUGAUCAACUAGCAGAACCUCAACGCUUCGAAUGCACCAUUCACCAGCUGUAUUCUCCCCUCAGGGACUUGAAACGAGCUCUGGAAAGUCUGAUCGAAGAGGAAACUGGGCAGAAGAAGAUUUAAAUCCAUGAGCCAGGAUUGGCAACAUUUAAUUCUGACAUUGAAAUUUGUACCCCAUUUAAUAUCUGUAAAUUGUAAGAAUUUCAGAAAUUCUCACACCAAGUGCACAUAUUUCAUAAUGAAGUGCUGUGUUGUGAAUAAAGUGGUUUAAGUGUUCAAUCUUCCUCUAUCUCAGAGCUCUGAUGGGAAAGAGACAUUGUAAGCCCACCAAAGGGAGCACUCCAGGUGGGUCUGCAGGCGACAGAUGGCAAGGGAGAUGAGAUGUGUCUAUUUUUGACCAAAGGUAUCUCAUGGUUCUCGUCCACUCUUGCCCUGCAUCUAUAAGGAAGAGAACAGCUAUAUAUUGGUCAAGGCCAAGAGAGUGGAUUUAGCCAGUUUCCUAUGGGAUUUUAACCGAAACUUUGACCCCACUCUGCAUAAAUAAGAUAGGGCUAUUGCCAAGGUUUCCUCUCACUGGGAAAGAAGUUCCCUCCCCAGGUUGUCUCCAAUCCCUUAGAAAAUCAACUGGAAUUUGAGUGAGGCCUAGGAGGAAGGAAGCCUCUCACAGCUCCUAGUCCUGGCCAUGGACUAUCCAAGUUCACCAGAACAAGUGGUACACACUGAGGGUUGGCACCAAGGCCUAAAAAUAAUGGAGUGUUUACUGCCUGAUCUUGAUGGUAUUUCCCUUGAGAAAUGCUAUGGCAGACAGAGUUAGUUGGAGACAGGAUUCAGGUGAUCCCAAAUUCCCUGGCCAAACAGCACUACCACUAUUUACUCUCCAUAAAGACCAGUGUCAAGCUUUGUGCUAGAUAUGUGCAUAAAUAUUCUCAUGAAUCCUCAUAACAACCUUUGAAAGGUAUUAUAGCCUUCACUUUAAAAUGAAGAAACUGGGGCUCAGAGAAUUUAAGAAACUCACUCAGUACCAUCUGUUUCCAUGUUCAGUGCUUUUACUUUGCACUAUGAGCAGCCAAUGGAAGCUGACUUUGGAAGACAAGUUAUUUUGUCCUUUGAAGCUGAAACAGGACACUGAGGCUCAUAUGUCAACACGGUUUUUCAGGUGACCAUUUCUCCAUGAGGUCACAGACAGUGUGGUACUAAUAUUUUCAUUUAUGCUUAUAACUUCCAAAUGAGUAUGAGAUGACCAUUUGAAAAGAAUCAAAUUUCAGAUAACUUGCCCCAUGUCACUGGUAGAGUGGUACUAUGGUACAGUGACGAACUGUGCCUAUACUUACACGGCAAAGACCAAGACCCUUUGUCCUCUUUCAAUGAAAUGGAACCUACUGCCCCCAACACCACCACCUCAAAAAAAAAGGCCAGGACUUGUGGUGACAAAUUUUUACAAUGGUCAGAAACACUCCGUGGGGUGGUGGCAGAGGGACUCCCCUUUUAAUACAAAUAUUUGCCAUUUGCACAAUGCUAUAUUUGCCAAACAUCUUUGAGGAAUUGCUAAAAGCGAAUCAAGGAACUUCCUGACUCCCACUUUAAUAAAAUUAGGCAGUUACGGGAUAAAAUGCAGACCUACGUUAUUUCAUUAAUCAAUACUUAGAAGGCAGGACGAGAGGCUUGCAUGUGCCAAAUCACUCAGAUUGACAAUCUUUACAUUAGUUAACACACUAAAAAAGAAAAUAGCACACCCAUUUAAUUUAUACUUCCCAUUUACAGUCCUUUGCCAAAAGCUUGUCUUCGGACAAUUUCUUUGGAGCCAGCUGUGGGCCCCCCGGAUGUGACACAAAGAUGCUCAUCCAGCUGCCUGAUGCUGGUGUUAGAGGCAUCCAGUGGUACGCAACUUAAGUGAGCAUGUUGGGUACUUGAUUCUCAAAUGGCCCAAAUGACGAAAGGGAAGAGUGAAAAUGGCCCCCUUUCCUUCUAGUACAGUAAUGGCUCCUUUAUUAAAAUUAUAAACUUUUUACUGCCUCUGAAGAACUCAUGCAUGUAGCUUCAAAAAAAGUCUGCAGCCUUUUGAAAUAAAGAAAAAGAAAAUGUCAAAUAUUGCGUUUAGUAAGUUCUCAUUUAUACAGCUUUAAAAUAUCCAGUAGCAAAAAGGAAUUAGAAUGGCUUGAAAAUAAAAUAGAUAAUUUUAGCAAAGGUUUCAGAAGUUGUAGUAGCCUAGAGACGACUAGGAAAAAAGCCAUUAACAUUGCUUUCGUUAAUAGCACAUGCAGAUCUUGACAGUGGAAUAUGUCCGUGUUUCUCAAAGGCAACUCUAGAUCAAAAAGAUUCUCUAGCCCUACUGAAUCAUAUUCUCUGGGGCCCAAGCAGCUUGCACUUUAAACAAGCAUCCCAGUGAUUCUUAUGUACAGACAGUGGAACAUUAUUGCUCUAAAAAGCAAAAGAUUGCAAAUGCUUUAAAGCACUGCAACACUUCUUAAAAAUCUUAAGCAUAAGCCCCGUACUUAAAACAGUGGAGCUACACUGACUGAACUGAGGCUGCUCCCUCUCUCCAACCUGA